AUGAAGGAGACGAGAGUUAGUAAUAUUUAUAUGUUGGAUGACUUGGACUCUAGAUUGUCCUCAUCUUCUGAUGCUGGAGUUAAAACAUUUAGUAUUGAUAAGUUAAGCCAUGGUGCCCAUGGAAGCAGUAAAACCUCAAGGUCUUUCAAAAGAGGAAUGAGAAAAGGAUCUGAAGGACUGAAGUCAAUUGGCCGAUCAUUUGGAUUUGGGGUAUCUAAGGCUGUGUUCCCAGAAGAUCUUCAAGUUUCAGAAAAGAAGAUAUUUGAUCCUCAAGACAAAUUCUUACUCUUCUGGAAUAAGCUUUUUGUUAUCUCUUGUAUUUUGGCUGUGUCUGUGGACCCACUGUUUUUUUAUCUCCCUGUCAUCAAUGAUUCAUUACGCUGUCUUGGUAUAGACCGAAAUUUGGCAGUUAUAGUUACCACCUUAAGGACAUUUAUCGAUGCUUUCUAUCUUAUACACAUGGCUCUCCAAUUCCGUACUGCUUAUAUUGCUCCAUCAUCUCGUGUUUUUGGACGAGGUGAGCUUGUGAUAGAUCCAGCACAAAUAGCAAAGCGAUACUUACGGCGGUAUUUCAUCAUUGAUUUCUUAUCAGUAUUGCCCUUACCACAGAUUGUGGUGUGGAGAUUUCUUCAGAGUUCAAAAGGUUCAGAUGUAGUCACAACAAAGCAGGCUUUACUUUUCAUUAUUUUGCUUCAGUACAUUCCAAGAUUUCUCCGUAUGGUGCCAUUGACUUCUGAACUUAAGAGAACAGCCGGUGUCUUUGCUGAAACUGCUUGGGCUGGUGCUGCAUAUUAUUUACUAUUAUUCAUGCUUGCCAGUCAUAUAGUUGGGUCGUUUUGGUACUUAUUAGCUGUUGAGCGCAAUGACUUUUGCUGGAAGAAGGCUUGUAGUGACAAUGGGUACAACAAGAAAUUCUUGUAUUGUGGCAACCAAUACAUGGAAGGUUAUAGUUCCUGGCAGAACAAAAGUGAAGCUAUUCUUACAUCACAGUGCUCUACAGAUAAUGAUAAUCCACCUUUCGACUAUGGGAUAUUUACACAAGCCUUGAAAUCCGGCAUUGUUUCAUCUAACAAGUUCUUGUCCAAGUACUGUUACUGUUUAUGGUGGGGGCUUCAGAAUUUGAGUACACUUGGCCAGGGGCUUCAAACUAGCACCUACGUUGGAGAGGUUAUGUUUUCAAUAGCAUUAGCCAUAGCUGGCCUUAUCCUCUUUGCACUUCUGAUUGGUAACAUGCAGACAUAUCUUCAGUCUCUUACCAUUAGGCUUGAGGAAAUGAGAGUCAAGAGACGUGAUUCAGAACAGUGGAUGCAUCAUCGUCUGCUCCCACAAGAGCUUAGAGAGCGCGUGAGACGAUAUGAUCAGUAUAAGUGGUUGGCGACACGUGGUGUAGACGAAGAAAAUUUGGUUCAGAGUCUUCCAAAGGAUCUUCAAAGAGACAUUAAGCGCCACCUUUGCCUGGCUUUAGUUAGAAGGGUUCCUUUAUUUGAGAGUAUGGAUGAGAGAUUGCUUGAUGCCAUAUGUGAGAGACUGAAGCCGUGUUUAUUUACAGAGAGUACUUACAUUGUGCGGGAAGGAGAUCCGGUUGAUGAGAUGCUUUUCAUCAUACGUGGUCGGCUCGAGAGUGUCACUACAGAUGGUGGGAGGAGUGGGUUUUUUAAUCGCAGUUUUCUAAAAGAGGCAGACUUCUGCGGUGAGGAGCUUUUAACUUGGGCACUUGAUCCCAAAUCUGGCUCUAACCUCCCAUCUUCUACUCGAACAGUUAAGGCUUUAAUGGAAGUUGAGGCUUUUGCAUUAACUGCUGAAGAGUUGAAGUUUGUCGCCAGUCAGUUCAGGCGCCUCCACAGUAGACAGGUUCAACACACCUUCCGCUUUUACUCCCAACAAUGGAGAACUUGGGCUGCAUGCUUUAUUCAAGCAGCUUGGCGCAGGUAUUCCAAACGAAAAAUUAUGGAGCUUCGUCGAAAGGAAGAACCCGAGGAGUCAGAACUGACUCACAACAAUGCUGGUGGCAGCUCAUACAGUCUCGGUGCCACCUUAUUGGCCUCAAGAUUUGCUGCAAAUGCUCUUCGUGGUGUACAUCGCAAUCGUAUUGCUAAGAGUGCCGGGAACUUGGUGAAAUUACAGAAACCUUCUGAGCCCGACUUUACUGCUGAUAUGUGA
Molecule: messenger RNA, 2160 nt
Organism: Lathyrus sativus (Indian pea)
Lineage: Eukaryota; Viridiplantae; Streptophyta; Magnoliopsida; Fabales; Fabaceae
Source: the annotation of a GenBank genome assembly